AUGUCAUCGAUACGAACGCCGAAAAAGCCACUACAAGCCCGACCAAUGCUCCUCCGUUCCCUAAUCGAUCAAGUCCAGGAAGUCAAAACGAACUUACGGGCGAGAGAUACCACACCUGCGAGGCCCAGUAAAAAUGUAUCAAAGAAUCCCGUCCCCGCGGUACGGACAUUGUUUUACUGCAAAAUCGUCUCCGGAAGAAUUGGACCGGCCACGGCUUACCUCAAACUCGAAUUUGGUCAACGAACGGACAGAAGAGACGAAGGCCGGCGGCAUUGCUUCCAGAAGGACUUGGUCCUCGUCUUCGUUGCUAUCCACGAGGCCCAGGCCUACGGCGCUCGCGUAGUGGCCUGGGGAGGGUUGAACGAGGACAGUGUGGGACAUAUACUGAGCGGUCCGAAGUCUAGUAGUCUUGGUUGGCUUAAAGGAGGUCUCCAACAGCCAGGCGAGACGGGUGAAGGAUGGGACAAGCUCGAGCUUGGGUGUGACCCUUCUUGGCCCGCUCAUCGACGAGCUUACGCUGAGCGCCGGAACCACUCUCGACAUGGGCGUCGCCCAAGGUGA
Messenger RNA from Fusarium redolens, 561 nucleotides. RefSeq lists its product as uncharacterized. The record is from RefSeq and is a predicted model, not a curated record. The transcript is spliced from 2 exons. NCBI's taxonomy places the organism in Eukaryota, Fungi, Ascomycota, Sordariomycetes, Hypocreales, Nectriaceae. Bases 1 to 561 code for a protein of 186 amino acids.